UUACGCUACGUACUCUGUUGACAGGACAGCGCGCCAAAUUUGGUAAACAAAGCAAGUGAAGCUUUCAGCCAGCUAUCCACCGUUUUGUUAAAUAAGAUUUCAAGUAAAGUUGACAGAUAGAGAUGGGGCUACUCGACCAGUGUCAAGCACUGUUCAACAGCUCCAGCCUCUACGGGGUGCUGGGCAUCUCCAAAGAGGCGACCGACGCAGAGAUCCGACGCAGCUACUACAAGGUGUCGCUCACGGUUCACCCAGAUCGUGCUCCCGAAGACCUGCAGGCAACAGAGAAAUUUCAGGUGCUGGGUAAGUUAUAUGCCGUGUUGAGUGACAAGGAGCAGAGGGCAGUGUAUGAUGAGCAGGGACUGGUGGAUGAGGAAUCUGACUCACUGCAGCAGGACCGAUGCUGGGAGGAGUACUGGAGGUUGCUGUUCCCUAAGAUCACAUUGCAGGACAUCCAGGAGUUUGAGAGGAAGUACAAAGGCACGGAGGAGGAGAGGCAGGAUGUGAUGCAGCUUUACCUGCAGCACCAGGGGGACAUGGACGCCAUCAUGGCCUCGGCCCUGUGCUGCACUCAGGAGGACGAGCCCAGGAUCACAGCCCUUAUACAGUCUGCCAUCCAGGCAGGGGAGCUCACCGCCUAUCCUUCAUUCAUUCAGGAAAGCACCAGGAAGAAGAAAGCACGCAAACAGAAGGCUGAUGAAGAAAGACAAGAAGCUGAGGAGAUGCAGAGAGAGAUGGGACUCGAUGACUCUGAUGACAGUCUUGUAAUGAUGUUGAAGCAAAAGCAGAAGUCCAGAGAGCAGAAUUUUAACUCUUUCCUCUCUGACCUGGAAGCCAAAUACUCCAAGAAGGGAGGAAAAGCCAAAGCAGGAGGGAAAGGAAAAAAGUGAAGACUUCAAACCCUUUAGUAUAGAGGACACGGUAUAUAUCACUUUCAUCUUAUUAAGAAGUAUUUUGUAGAUGUAUGUGGACAGCAACUUGUGUAUUCCAUAUACAUCCACACCAAAUCUUACAUUAGUUGGUGACUUGUCUGUGUCUUGUCAAAGGCAGCAUUUCUUUAUUGUAUGUGUUCUAUAAUCGAAGAGGCCUGAAAAAACAUUACAUCUGUAUUUAUUUGAAUCGCAUUUGUACACCUUUUAUUAUUUAAUAUAAAAUAGAGGGAUUAUCUUCCAAAGGAAUCCAUACAGAACUAUGCUGCAUUUCAAGCUUUAUUAAUGCCAUCUACCAGGGUGACCUUCCAGUGCAGCCUAACUCUAUAAGAAGUCAAAGAAGACCUCCAUGUUAGUUCAUUCUCCUGACUCUGUUCUAUAAUGUACAUGAGCUGAAGCCAUAGAAAUAAAAGGAGACCUGCAGUUCUGUACAGAAGGCCCUUCCAUCUCAGUCAUAGUUAGGAAAUGCAAGGAAGCACCACUGUAACUUGUGGUAAGCACACAAGGAACUAGAAACAUAAAUGUGCUUGUAAAAAUCCUAUUAUAUUUCGCAGAAAACUUCUAAGUUGCCCUGCCAAAAACCUUUGAUCAAAACUUGACACCUGCAUGCCCCUCAGUCACACAUCUAGCACGUAUUUCUAUACAAAUUGCCUUUACUGAUCUAGGCUCUGCUAGCACCUCUGCUGAAAGUAGCAUAUGGCUUCUACUGCAGUGAGGUGAAUCUCUUAUUCCCUCGCAUGUCUCCUGUGGCUUACACUAAGCCCUCAUCACAUAAACGCUUGUGAGGAAAACACCAAAUACCUACCCAUUUAGUUAGCGUCUAAGGCUUGUCUUGUCUCUCCCUGUUAAGGUAUGCUAUGUGAAACCCCGAGGUUUUGUGCUUGUCUUUUUUACAUGGGAAAAUAAAAGUAAUGUUCUUAGAAAAGUACAAAGCAGCCUGACGAAGCAUGUCAGUGUGCAAAAUGCUUUUGUUUCUCCCUGUUUAGUUGGACUUGCCAUUUGGGUCAUUCUACGAAAAUGGUGUCUUUCCUGUCCCAUGCCUUGACCACCAUGAAAAACACUUAAAUAUGUAAGAUAAUGACACAAUGUUUUUGUUUUAAUUUAAGUGUUUUAUUGUUAAUAAAACAUAUGUAAGACAGUUAUAUUGCAAACUAUUUUUCAUAUAUAUACAGCUCUGGAAAAAAUUAAGAGACCACUGCAAAAAUAUAAAUUUCUCUGGUUUUACUAUUUAU
This is a messenger RNA of Coregonus clupeaformis (lake whitefish), 2161 nucleotides long. RefSeq names its product dnaJ homolog subfamily C member 9. NCBI's taxonomy places the organism in Eukaryota, Metazoa, Chordata, Actinopteri, Salmoniformes, Salmonidae. The record is from RefSeq and is a predicted model, not a curated record. Gene Ontology annotation, molecular function: heat shock protein binding. The transcript is spliced from 6 exons. The coding region runs from base 123 to 890 and encodes 255 amino acids. Gene Ontology annotation, cellular component: cytoplasm; nucleus.